Candidozyma auris is the source of this 2724-nucleotide messenger RNA. RefSeq names its product Ste13p (gene STE13). Gene Ontology annotation, biological process: proteolysis. The record is from RefSeq and is a predicted model, not a curated record. Gene Ontology annotation, molecular function: serine-type peptidase activity; dipeptidyl-peptidase activity. The transcript has a single exon. Bases 1 to 2724 code for a protein of 907 amino acids. NCBI's taxonomy places the organism in Eukaryota, Fungi, Ascomycota, Pichiomycetes, Serinales, Metschnikowiaceae.
AUGUCAUACCAGCACUUGGACGAUCAGCCGCCAGAGGCAAUUCCUCUACAAGACCUUGCUGCUGAUGGAAAUGAAAACGAGAGCCUGUCUGAAUAUGCCGACGAUUCGGACUCGUCUCAGAUGUUUGACGAGAUUGCCUCCUAUAAUAGGAAACGCCAAGUUGUGGGGGAUUUCACCGAGAGCCCGAGUUACCAACGAAUAAAAGACCGCUUCUUUGGCACAAAUCAAGUUCUGAAAAGACUUCUCGUGGGAAUCUCCGUGGGGGCAGUGCUACUAUGGCUAGUGGCUCUCAUUGUAUACUCAAACGGCAGAGCCCGAAAAGUCACGUCUGAUCUAUGGCAUGGAGGCAGCACAAACAUAGUGGCGCUAGAAAACCGAAAUGUGUCGUUGAACACAUAUCUGGCACAAUUGGCCAACGUUUCGAUGGCCGAAUACCGAAAAGGGGUGUACUUCCCUGAUGAAAAAGUUGUACGCUGGCUUACGGAAGCUCAGCGCCCAAGUCUCGAUGACCACAUGGGGAAUAAAGAUUCAGGAUUCUACUUGACUCGUGUGGAAAAAUCUUUUGUUGUUCGCCAGGUCGGAACAGACUAUUCAAGGACUAUUCGGGAGUCUCCUCAAUUCGAGGCUUUUAAUAAUUUCUUCUACGUGGAAGACAUGCUUCUUAAUCCUGGAGCGGCUGCAGACGACCCAAACACCUGGCAUUUGUUACGAUCUGAUCUGAUUCCUCAGUGGAGGCACCUGUCGUUUGCUUUAUACUGGCUAUGGAACCCCUCAACGGCUUCGUAUAAGCCUAUUUUACCUAAGACAGAAAAAGAGGGAAAGGAACGUCUUGAAAAGGUUCAUUUUGCCACUUUCAAUCCGUCUGGUGACAAAGUCACAUUCGGUCAUAACCACGAUCUCUACCUUCUUGAUAUUGAUACCAUGGAUAUUACUAGAGUCACCGAUACUGGCUCACUGACAGUCUUCAACGGCAAGCCUGACUGGGUGUACGAAGAGGAUGUUUAUCCACAUGCUAUGAUGCUCUGGUGGUCCUCUGAUCUGAAGCAUCUCGCCUACGCUACCAUCGAUGAUACCAAUGUGAAAGAGUACGACAUGGACUACUACGUCAAGGAGUCUGAUAAGGUAGGAAUGUCGUAUGAGAGUCCGCUGGGGGAUAAAGUCGACGAUGUUAAUCAAUACCCACUCAGAUCCAGCAUUCGCUAUCCCAAGCCGGGCACGCUGAACCCGAUUGUGUCCAUGAGCGUAUAUGAUACCGAUUCUGGUGAAACCUUGACGAUAGGUCCCCUUUCCGACGACGAGAUUGGACAUGAUUUCAUACUUUAUGAUGCAAAAUGGAUCGACGAUAAUAGCCUUUUGCUAAAGGUGAGUGACCGUACGAGCUCAAUUCUAAAAAAGAAAGCUUUUCUUUUAAGUGAAAAGAAGCUUCAAUCCGUACACACAACCAAUAGCUCGGCCUUCAGUGGCUGGAUCGAAAAAGCGCAACCAAUUACCAUCAUCGAGAGUGACAAGAAGAACAAGUAUAUUGAUAGAAUUGUUAGCGAUGAUCGUGUCCAAUUAGCCGUCUUUGAGCUGGCCACAACUGAUAAACCCUCCAAAAUUAUUGGAUCAAUUCAUUCGAGCUCUCCAGUGGCUUACAAUGCUGUGGAUGAAGAAAUAUACUUUCUCACUGAGGACAAGAUGGACUAUCAGUUAAUGGCAUUUUCGAUGAGAGAGAACACUGCAAAGCUGUUGACAGUGGAAUCUGGCAAGUACGAUGUGCUGUUUAAUAAGGAUGGGCAGUUUGUCAACUUACGCUAUCGCGGUCCGAAUGAGCCAUGGCAAAAGCUUGUAAACAUAGCUGAUUUGACAGAGGAUCCCGAAGUUCUAGAAUCUAUAAAGCCGAUCAAUGAUGUCCAAAGAUUACUGCGAGAUCUCGCCAAAGUCAAUAUGCCAACUCGAAUAUAUAGCCAAGUAAGGGUUGGCCAUUCCUCUUCAUCUGCAGAGCUCAACAUGAUAGAGAUAUUUCCUCCCAGGUUUGAUCCCAAGAAGGCGCACCCUUUGUUGGUGCACGUAUACGGUGGACCUGGCUCUACAACUGUCGAGAAAGGCUUCAGCGUUGAUUUUCAGGAUAUUGUUAGUGCUAGCCUUGGGGCGGUGGUUUUGAUCAUAGAUCCCAGGGGUACGGGAAGCGACGACUGGAAACAGAAAUCGUGGGCAAGCAAGCGAAUCGGAUACUGGGAAGCGUCUGACGUUAUAGACGUGGCCAAGGACUACAUUUCUAGGAACAAGUAUAUUGAUGCCAAGCGUACGGCUGUUUGGGGCUGGUCAUAUGGUGGUUUCACCACACUUAAAACUUUGGAGCGCGAUAAGGGAGAAGUCUUCAAGUUUGGCAUGGCAGUGGCACCUGUCACUAACUGGCUUUUCUAUAAUUCCGUCUACACAGAGCGCUACAUGAAAAGCCCAGCAGACAAUGACAACUAUAAAUCAACUUCAAAAAUCACCGACUUUGAGGCGUUCAAGGGCGUCUCCCGAUUUUUGGUGAUGGCGGGCUCUGCCGAUGAUAACGUCCAUCUUCAGAAUCUUUUCUGGCUUACAGACAAUUUGAAUAUUCACAAUGUCGAAAAUUAUGACAUGCAUAUCUUCCCAGAUAGUGACCACUCCAUCUACUACCAUAAUGCGAACACUAUCAUCUACGAUAAACUUCUCAACUUGUUGGACAUGGCUUACCGAGGGUUGUGGGAUUAA